GUGCAGCCGGCUCAGUUCGGUCCACUUGCGUACCAUUUCGGUUUAUUUUCCACGUUAAAUGAUGAAUUUUUACCUGCGUGAUGUGAGUGCAGCAGGUAAAAGCUCCUAGGUGAGUUUCUGCACAGGCGCUGUACGGAGUAAUGCGUGAUGGCUGCUCGCGCUCGAUCGCCGUUUAAAAAAUGUGAUCUGCUAAUUCUGAUGAACGCCUUUAAGAGCGACUCAAAACAGCUGCUGCUGCUGCUGCUGCUGGAGCUGCUGCUGCUGCUGGAGCUGCUGCUGCUGUUGCUGCUGCUGCUGGAGCUGCUGCUGCUGCUGCUGGAGCUGCUGCUGCUGCUGCUGCUGUUGCUGCUGCUGCUGGAGCUGCUGCUGCUGCUGCUGCUGUUGCUGCUGCUGCUGGAGCUGCUGCUGCUGCUGCUGCUGUUGCUGCUGCUGCUGGAGCUGCUGCUGCUGCUGCUGGAGCUGCUGCUGCUGGAGCUGCUGCUGCUGGAGCUGCUGCUGCUGCUGCUGCUGUUGCUGCUGCUGCUGGAGCUGCUGCUGCUGGAGCUGCUGCUGCUGUUGCUGCUGCUGCUGGAGCUGCUGCUGCUGCUGGAGCUGCUGCUGCUGGAGCUGCUGCUGCUGCUGCUGGAGCUGCUGCUGCUGCUGGAGCUGCUGCUGCUGCUGGAGCUGCUGCUGCUGGAGCUGCUGCUGCUGGAGCUGCUGCUGCUGUUGCUGCUGCUGCUGGAGCUGCUGCUGCUGCUGGAGCUGCUGCUGCUGGAGCUGCUGCUGCUGCUGCUGGAGCUGCUGCUGCUGCUGGAGCUGCUGCUGCUGCUGCUGGAGCUGCUGCUGCUGCUGGAGCUGCUGCUGCUGGAGCUGCUGCUGCUGGAGCUGCUGCUGCUGGAGCUGCUGCUGCUGGAGCUGCUGCUGCUGCUGCUGGAGCUGGAGCUGCUGCUGCUGGAGCUGCUGCUGCUGUUGCUGCUGCUGCUGGAGCUGCUGCUGCUGGAGCUGCUGCUGCUGGAGCUGGCUGCACAACUUUAAUCAUCUUCAACCUUCAUCUUCAUUUCAACACAAGUGAAACAAAGUUCCUGAUCUUCUACCGUGUUACCACCCUAGUGUUGUUUCUAGAGCCCUGCACUGAAGCCCCAGGCCUGCGGGUCGGGCCGGCCCGCGGGCCUGGGGCUUCGGGCUGACGACUGUGUAAUCACCUCGGACAAGGGCCGGGCCGGGCGCCUUUAUUUUUAAUGGAAUUCAUAAAAAAGCUGAAACACUUGAACGCAGCAGCACCUGCCUGCUUCUCACGCACCGUUAGCUCAGUUAAGGUGUGUGUGGUUUAUAAUAUAAUAUAAAUGAAUUCUCAAACAGCUGACUGAAACAUGUGCUCCUGUUCUAAUACGACAUCUUAUGUCCACUUUGAUGUCAGAAACAUUCGUUUAUCCUCAUGAAAACGGCAGCGUUCUAUUCUUCUGUGAGUAAAUUCGCUCUGCAGUUUGAAAAAAUACAACAUUCAUUGCUGGUUUGUUUUUUUCUAACUGCGAGCGCAUUUUCAGAGCGGCAGAUUAAAUUUACAAACGCUGUAUUAACUGGGAACGUUUAUUUCAUCCGCCGCUCUGAAAACGCGCUCUGCAGUUAGAACAUUAGAAUGCUGCUUUUUUUUCUAACUGCACAAGAGCGCGUUUUCAGAGCAGAUUAAAUUUACAAAUGCAUCCAAUUAAUAUAGCGUUCGUACAUUUCAUCUGCCACUCAGAAAAUACGCUGUUAGAAAAAAAGCUGCAUUGAUGCUGUUUUUCUGUCUUUUAUUUCUUUUUUUUUUUUUUUUACUGCAGAACGUUUUUCACAGAUAAUCAGAACGCGGAGCGUUCUAUCAUGCUAAAACAUCAUGAAAGGUUAAAGAAAAGUCGGGCUCGGGUCGGGCCAGAGAAUCCUGAAAACCUUCUUGGACCGGGUCGGGCAUGGGCUCCACCCCCUCGGGCCGGGCCGGACACGGGCUCAGAGGCCCGUGCAGGACUCUAGUUGUUUCCCUGGAUGGUACAGAACUACAGCGUGUCAGUUCCUAUAAGUAUCUGGUAUCUGACUUGAGAGCACACUUUCAUCUGACGUUCACAUGAACUCAUUACUUUCUAAAGUCAAGUCUAGAACUGGGUUUCUAUAGCAACAGGUCAUCCUUUACUCAUUCUGCAAAGCAACCCUUGGUCAAAACGACGAUCCUUCCAUUUUAGAUGACGGUGACAUCAUUUAUAGGACCGCUACCUAAAAACUUCUUCAUGAACUCGAUGUCAUUCAUCACUCAGCAACCCGUUUGGUCACUGGUGCUCCUUUCACUACUCGUCAUGUGAUCUGUACUCACCCGUUAACCAGCCUUCACUCCUGCAGGAUGUUACACCGGUUAGGGUUAGGGUUACCUUCACCCGUCAUAUCUGCUCUCAUUACUCAUCACCUUGUAACGUUUUGUACGCGGUUCCUUUUAAUAGAUUACCAACAGAAUAUAAAGGUGUUCAAUAAAAUAUAAUAUUCCACAAAACAUGGAUUACCAAUAUUAUUGAUCCUCUAAUAUGAUUGAUGAUGAAACUGGGUAGUUUGGUUAAUCCAGGGAAACAACACUUUAUAAUAAUCUGACUCAGAGACAAAAAUAUAGUUUAUAAAAUCUAUUUAUGACUACAUGAAUGAUGAUGAAAGGCUAAUGAUUAUAAGUGGUGACACAGUGAUGUUAAAUGAGACCAUGAAUGAACGGAUGAAACAUGACCUGGUGUGUUUAAGGGUUUCUAAGUGACUCAGAAAGGCGUGAUGUCUGGUUUAUUAAAUAAUCUGGAUGUUUGCUUUAAUGUCAUUUAACAAGUUAUCAGAUUAACACUGACCGCUCUGACACCGUUGUUUACUCCACACACCCUGGAUCAUGGAGCUCUGGAGAUCCGGUCUGCAGGUGAAGCCGUCUCUCAGAGCGAGUGAGUGGACUUCUGAUGCAUCUGAAGGUCGUAGACGCCCUCAGCAAACGCACGACUGGUCAGAAGAUACUUCCCAGGUGGCUUCUGGUGGAUGUCUCAUGUCUGAUGAGUGGGUGGUGGAAAUCAACACUCAUCAGACCAGUCAACAUUUUCCUGAUCUUCUACUGUCCAAUGUUGUUGAGCCUGGGUGAACUGGAGUGGCACCCAGUGUGGUCUUCUGUUGCUGUAGCACAUGUGCCUCAAGGUUUGACAUGUUGUGCAUUGAGAGAUGCUCUUCUGCAUAACUUGGUUGUAAUGAGUGGUUAUUUGAGUUACUGUUGCCAUUCUAUCAGCCUUGAACCAGUCUGGUCUGGCCAUUCUCCUCUGACCCCUGGCAUCAACAAGGCAUUUUUACUCAAAGAACUGCCGCUCACUGGAUGUUUCCCCUUUUUCCGACCACUCUCUGUAAACCCUUCAUAUAGUUGAGUGUGACAAUCCAAGAAAAUCAGCAUUUUAUUAAAUACAGUAUUUUCCGCACCAUAAGGCGCUAUUAGAAACCUUUGAUCUUCCCCUGAACCAGCAGUGCGCCUUAUAUACAUGUAUUAUGGACAUAAGUGAAGCCAGCUACACCUGCGUCCGCAGGAAAACAAAGAGCCGGCCAGUAGCACCGCCCACCCUCACCAAAAAAAAGGUGUGGCACUGCUCCACACAGGUACACCGGUAACCAGCUAUGGCACCAGCGAAGAGACACGCUAAUGAGGCAGGGUUCAAGCUCAGAGCCAUCGCUCACGCCAUUGAGCAUGGAAACAGAGCAGCAGCAAGAGAAUACAACAUUAACGAGUCGAUGGUCUGCAAGUGGAGAAAGUUGAAAGACCAGCUGGUACAGGUGAAGAAAACAGCGUAGCUUCAGAGGCAACAAGGCAAGAUGGCCACUGUUUGAAGACCGAGUUGAGCAGUGGGUCGCAAAGCAGCGAGCAGAAGCGUCUCCACCGUCUCCAUUCGUCUCACAGCUGCAGCAUUAGCAGGAGAGAUGGACAUUGCGGACUUCAUAGGAGAACCUUCCUGGUGUUUUUGCUUCAUGUGGAGGUGAGCACUUUCUAUCCGCACCAGAACCACUGUCUCGUAGCAGCUACCUGCCGACUACGCUGAGAAGCUAGAGUUGUUCCACUCCUAUUGCACUAAGAAGAUGGCAGACAAAAACAUCCCGCCACAGCACAUAAUCAACAUGGACGAGGUCCCGCUUACCUUCGACAUCCCGAUGAACCGGACCGUGGAGAAAAUGGGGAACAGCACGGUGUCUGUGCGGACGACCGGCCACAAGAAGCCCUGCUUCACCGUCGUGCUCGAAUGCCAGGCUGAUGCCCAGAAGCUGCGGCCGAUGGUCAUCUUCAAGCGGAAAACUUUACCCAAAGAAAAGUUUCCCGCCGGCAUGAUCAUCAAGGCGAACCCGAAGGGUUGGAUGGACGAGGACAUGAUGGCGGCGUGGCUGCGGGAGGUGUACACCAAAAAACGGGACGGCUUCUUCCACACUUCUCCAGCCAUGCUGAUCUGCGACUUCAUGCGGACCCAUCUCACCGACGCCGUUAAAAUCCAGGUGAAGAUGAACACGGAGCUCGCCAUCAUACCGGGUGGAUUAAGAACUCCAGCCGCUGGACGUCGGCGUGAACCGGUCCUUCAAAGCGAAAGUCCGAGCAGAGUGGGAGCGCUGGAUGACUGCUGGCGAACACACGUUCACCAAGACGUGCAGGCAGAGCCGAUCGACUUAUGCCACCAUCUGUAAGUGGAUCGCUGAUGCCUGGGCCAACGUUUCCGUCCAGACUGUUGUUCGAGCUUUCUUCAAGGCCGGGAUCACAACGGGAGAGCCGAGCAACGACAGUGACAUUGACUCUGACGGCGAUGAGCCGAGCGCGCUGGGUUCAGUGCUGGGUCAGCUCUUCAUGUCAGACAUGGAGAAUGAGGAUUUUGAGGGAUUUAUGGACGAGGAAUGAAAAAAAAAUGUGAGUACCAUACUUUUUUCCGAUCCGAACAGGCAACAGCGCUCUGUGUGAAACUGGGACUUUAAAUAUGUUUAUAUUAAUCAUAAGCAAACAGUUGUGUUGCCGCUGUCUGAAUGUGCGUCUUUGCUCCAGCCGUGCCUGCGCGUAAAAAUGGGACUUUUGUUUGUUAAACGUCUGAUUGUUCAUUCUUGCUGCUUAAAGCAUCCGUGCAAAAAAUGACACUGACAAUUACGAAAUUGUUAUUUUUACUGUGAAUGAGAGGAAUAAACUUUGAUUUUGAUCUAA
This is a messenger RNA of Nothobranchius furzeri (turquoise killifish), 5176 nucleotides long. Lineage: Eukaryota; Metazoa; Chordata; Actinopteri; Cyprinodontiformes; Nothobranchiidae. The record is from RefSeq and is a predicted model, not a curated record.